GAGGGCAAGGCCCCAAACACAACCGCGCAGUCACACAACACAACCGAGUCGGGGCGCUUAGCCUGCACUUGGAGGCUUACAUUGGGUUUCCAUCUUGGAGUUCGUUGUUUCGCAAAUAAAUUUCAAGCCCCCGCUGUAUUCCCAGCUGAGCAGCAUCUUCAAUGGAUGCGGUCAUUGACCACUUAUUCCGACCAUCCCUUGACGGAUCACAUGUGCUCCGGGAGGCUGGUUGUAUCUCCAGAGAAAUGAUGACUGUUGUUGGUCAUUUAUAGGAAAUUCCUUCACAUCUGGGUAAUGAACAUGCAUCGUAAGGGUGGAUAUAAAAGAAAUCGGCUGAAGAAUCAACCUGCCCCGAGUCAGCGGUUUCGUGUAUUGUUAGUAUCGAAGCAAGGAAGAAAAUAGA
Molecule: messenger RNA, 403 nt
Organism: Pyricularia grisea
Lineage: Eukaryota; Fungi; Ascomycota; Sordariomycetes; Magnaporthales; Pyriculariaceae
Exons: 2
Source: RefSeq, a predicted model, not a curated record